AUGGCUACGAGAGAUGAGGCCGCGUUUUUGCAGCACUCGCUCCCUGCAGUUGAACACGCGCUGGGCUACUGCUUCGGGGACAGGCGACUCCUGCUCACGGCCUUGACGCAUCGCUCGUUCUGCAACGAGACCCACACAGCGUCGGGGGACUUCGACGAGCUCGAGUGGCUCGGCGACUCUGUCCUCCAGCUGGCGGUCUCUUCCUGGCUGUUUCGCUCGGCAAAGGGCUCGAGGAGGUCCUCAGGACAACUCUCCGCAACUAGGCAGCGCUUCGUCGACUCCCACGCUUGCGAGUCGUUUGCUCGACAGCUGAAUCUGUUACCUUAUCUUCGCAUCGGGCACGGUCAACCGGUGGGAGGGACCAAGAUUCUUGCGGAUUGCUUCGAGGCUGUUUUGGGUGCCGUUUACGUCGAUGCCGGGGGAUGCUCAGACCUCGAACCGAUUCACGCCAUCCUGGCCAGAGUCAUCCCGUCCUACAAGCACGGCCGGCGAUUACAGGAGCCACGACAGCCGCCGCACCCUCGUCACCCGCACACGCACACGCACACGCACACGCCGCCGAGGCCGCCGGCGGAGGAGCCCCGCAAGCUUAUGAACCUCGCGCACAGGCUCACGCAGAUUGCUAAACGCGACGCGGAUAGGGUACAAGGUGGUGGGGGUGCGGCCCAACCAAUGCAGGGCGAUGCCCCUGCUCCUCCUCCGCUGUCGCGUGCCGCAAACGGUUCGGACCGAGACCCCCUCGAGGUCGUGCGCGAGUUCGACGGACGCCUCAGGGAGUUCCAGGGAAACGUCCUCCGGGGGGGUGCGCUCAGCUUCUCGUCGAGGGCUUUCGCGGGUGCGUUCGGCGAAGACGAGGCGCGAUUUUUUUCAGCAGUCGCGACCGGCUGUCCCGAACGGUGCGCCCUUCUCGACAGCGUUUUGGACGGCUCGUCCAUGCUGCGGAAGCACUUCGACGGUGCUCCCCCGGGGGCUGAACGCGUGGUCAUGGAAGUGGUGCCCGUCCCCUCCGAGCUCCGCCUCCAAACCUUCACCGUGGUGGAGUUCCUCCUCAACCACGUGCUGCAGCCACAGGGGGGCUCGGGCGAGCCAGCCGACAACCCCGUCCUUCGGCUGAUCCGGUCGGCUCCUCACGGCGACGCCACCAUCGCCUUCCUGUCGAGCAUCGUCACCGAGACCGCUACCAACUUGCUCCUCAACGCCCACCAGAGAGCAACGAUAUCAGCGGGCGUGUCGCUCGCCCCUCUCCCAGCACCCCUCUACAGCCCCCCCGUCCCCAAUGGUCUACCGACUACGGCAAGCGUUUACAUGAGUCCCCCCCCCCCCGGCAGCCCGAUGUCACCACUGUCACCCCCACCCCUGCCGGGGCCAAGCGCCGGCCGUGGACCCCCCCCCCACCUGGGGCUCCCAUCUCCGCAGAACCACCUUGACUUGCCGCGUCGAAAACGAUCUCCUCCCCAUCGAGGCGGCGGGCCUUGGGGUGCAGCGGGGCCCCGGGGUAGGGGUGGGGGGUGGGGGCGAAGGGGCGGGCGCGGUGGGGGCGGAGGCGGUGGGAUUGCGAGGGGGAGGUGUUGA
This is a messenger RNA of Ectocarpus siliculosus, 1572 nucleotides long. NCBI's taxonomy places the organism in Eukaryota, Phaeophyceae, Ectocarpales, Ectocarpaceae. The record is from the annotation of a GenBank genome assembly.